AUGUCAGUGAAACAAACUUCAGCUUCAGAAGGGAAUGUGGAGGGACCACAUGGGGAAGAAACAUUGAUAUGUCAAUUUAUUCACAUGACAAAUUCACAGGGAAGCACAUGGUUUGGGGGAAAUCCGUUCACCUACACGGUGCCACUUCUCCUGGCGCAGAUUUCUCUCAUCUUCUUCGUCACAAGCCUUAUUUGGCUCUUCCUUAGGCCUUGCAAGCAAGGAAUGAUCAGCGCACAACUCAUCGGAGGCGUCAUCAUGGGAAGAUCUUGCUUGGGUCAAAUCAAAGCUUACAGCGAUAUGAUAUUUCCUUCGGAAGGAAGACAUGUUCUAGAAACAUCAGCGGACCUAGGGUUCAUCUUGUAUCUCUUUAUACUCGGAGUCCACACAGAUCUUAACUUGGUGAAGAAAGUUGAGAGAUACGCAGUGGUCAUUGGCGUUUCCUGCUUUAUGGUGCCUCUGGCUACCGGCAUGGGUGCCAUUGUCAUGGUGACUCGCACCAUGGAGCUUGACCCCUUGACAAAACAAUGUCUCCCUCUUGUUGCAAGUCUAACGUCCAUAUCGUCAUUCCCGGUGAUCACCAGCCUGCUGACUGACCUCAAAAUUCUCAACUCAGAGAUCGGGAGAAUUGCAACACUGACGGCCCUAGUGAGCGACAUUUGCAACUAUGCUAUCUCUCUUGUUUUUGGUGGAGUGGUUGUGUAUCUGAUGAGCAAACAGUUCACAAUGAUAAUAUCCAUUAUUAGUUCCAUAUUUUUUCUCCUUGUCAUCCUCUUCAUACUCCGUCCCCUGGUCGCAUGCGUAGCUAAUCGUGUUCCAGAGGGGGAUCAGAUGAAGCAGUCACAGUUUGUUGUGGUGGCGGUGUUGGUGUUGGUAUGCGGCUUGGGUUCCGAGGUUUUGGGGCAACCAGCGGGGCUUGGCACUUUUAUCUUGGGCAUUGCGCUUCAGAAUGAUGGUAGUAUGCUAGCUACUAAGAUGGAGACAUUCAGCAUUGGGGUGCUUGUUCCGGCCAAGUUUGUUAUUAGUGGUCUUAUUGUGGAUGUUUCAUCCAUCCAAUCUAUUUCUGGAUCUGCAUAUGGGAUACUUCUUCUCAUCUGCUACACUUCUAAGUUCCUCGUUGUAUUUAUCCUUUCCCUCUACUACAAGUUUUCCAUUAGAGACGCCACGGUGUUCUCUCUGAUCAUGUGCUGCAAAGGCGCCAUCGAAGCUGCUCUUUACAUCACCUUGUUCGAGGAUGGGGUCAUAGGGCAUGAAGCAUACUCUAUUUUGUUACUAUCAAUGCUAAUGAUGACCGGAAUAGCCAGACCUCUAAUAGCACACCUCUACGACCCCUCAUCUCGAUACUUGGGCAUCUGCAAGAACUCCAUCAUGUUAAACCAGCCCCACGAUGAGUUGCGGAUACUCCUCUGCAUCCACGACACCGACAAUAUCCCCACCAUCAUCACCGUCCUUGACGCCAUGCACGGCAGCAGGCCUAUCACGCUCUUCGCCCUCGGCCUCAUGGAGCUCAAGGGCAGAGGCGCUGCAGUCCUCGAACAGACCACCGACACCACCUCCAAUCAAGCUGCAAAAGCCCUAAACUCUCUAUCAGAUAGGAACGCCGGCCGCCUCGUCGUCCGCCACUUCACCUCUAUCUCUCCCUACGCGAGCAUGCACGUCGAUGUAUGCACCCUCGCUGCCGACCAAGCCACCAACAUUGUCAUCCUCCCUUUCCACAAGCAGUUCACCAUAAACGGUGGCUUGGGGCUCAACUCCCCGCAAGUAAGGACAGUGAACCAGAACGUGAUGUCAAAGUCCCCCUGCUCUGUCGCCAUCCUAAUCGACCGAGGCCAGUUCAUUAGGCCCAAUAGCCCUACCUUCCACAUUUGCCUACUCUUCCUAGGCGGCAUGGAUGACUGUGAGGCCCUCGCCUUAUGCACCAGCUUCAUCAACAACCAAAACGUGACCCUCACUUUCAUCUGGAUACGGCCGUGGGACCAUGCCAAGCAUGGUGACCUAAAUAUGGAGAUUGAGAUGGUGAACCAGUUCAAGGCGAAGACAGCGGGGAAUAAGAGGGUCACGUACGCGGAGGAGCUGGUGCGGGACGCCAUAGACACCACAAAGGUUAUCGGAUCGGUGAAGGACUACAAUUGUAAUUUGUGUGUCGUGGGGCGGUACCACGACACAAAGUCAGAGAUCUUGGCCGGGAUUAAUGAUUGGAGCGAGUGUCCGGAGCUCGGGAUCAUCGGAGAUAUGAUGGCAACUCCUGAUUUUCAGUUUUCUUUAUUGGUAGUGCAACAGCAACAACAACUCCCUGACUACGCCACACUCCAACCCAUUGCUAGCGGGUACAUUUCAUCGUCUCGCUACAGCGAUUGCAAAGAUGACUUCGACUCAUUUCACCGUGUCUAAAAUCUAGUGUGGGAUUGUCAACUGUUUGUGUUGAUUAAAUUA
Molecule: messenger RNA, 2430 nt
Organism: Salvia hispanica
Lineage: Eukaryota; Viridiplantae; Streptophyta; Magnoliopsida; Lamiales; Lamiaceae
Product: cation/H(+) symporter 13-like
Biological process (GO): proton transmembrane transport; regulation of pH
Cellular component (GO): membrane; endomembrane system
Molecular function (GO): antiporter activity
Source: RefSeq, a predicted model, not a curated record